UCUAAACUGAUCUGAAUCUGAAAGUGGUGUGUGCCUCUUGCUGUUUAAUUUGAUACAUCGUUGCUUAUCUAAAUAUUUAAAAGAACUUCCUAUUUUGCUCAACUUGGCCAUAACUUUUAACGUAAAAUGCUUGCAUGAACAAAGUGCUGUGCACGAGAAUAACGCCUAUUUUAUGACCUAAUAUUACCGAUUCCAUCUCGUCACAAUCCAUCAGUAUAGUAAAGUAAACGUCACUACAUCACACGUCAGCCGGAAUUCAGAAAAUAGAUCUGGAAUUUCAGAGAUUUAGUUGGUUUGUGCACAGUAUUGAAAUCGGUAAACUGUUUUGAAAAUGGUAUUAAUAGCGGCCGCAGUAUGCACUAAAGCAGGCAAGACUAUCGUGUCACGCCAGUUUGUCGAAAUGACAAAGGCUCGUAUCGAGGGUCUUUUAGCAGCAUUUCCAAAGUUAAUGACGUCUGGCAAGCAACAUACAUUUGUAGAAACGGAUUCGGUUCGAUAUGUUUAUCAACCCCUAGAGAAGCUUUACAUGUUACUUAUAACCACUAAAGCUAGUAACAUCUUGGAAGAUCUGGAGACAUUACGAUUGUUUUCGAAAGUGAUUCCCGAAUACUGUCGUUCAUUAGAAGAGAAAGAGAUCAUUGAAAAUGCGUUCGAUUUAAUAUUUGCUUUCGACGAAAUAGUCGCCUUGGGAUACCGGGAAAGUGUAAACUUGUCGCAAAUUAAAACAUUCGUCGAAAUGGAUUCUCACGAGGAAAAGGUUUACCAGGCAGUUCGUCAAACACAGGAACGCGAAGCUAAACAAAAAAUGCGUGAACGCGCCAAGGAACUACAACGCGCUCGAAUGGAGCAGAAAAAAGGAGGGCUUGGAGCCGGUGGUCGUCCGUAUGCUGCCAUAAGCUCGGAUGGAUUUGGUAGCAGUGGAGGCAUUUCCAAUCACUCCACAAUAACGACCCCAUCGAUCGGUAUUGGUGAAAUUAAACCUGCCGCAACCGUACCUAAACCAGCUGCUCCGAAAAAUGCGCUAAAACUAGGAGGUAAAUCACGUGACGUUGAUACGGUGCAGCAGCAACAGCAGCAGCAGCAGCCACGGUGGUGUGCAUAG
Sabethes cyaneus is the source of this 1102-nucleotide messenger RNA. Its product is annotated as coatomer subunit delta-like. NCBI's taxonomy places the organism in Eukaryota, Metazoa, Arthropoda, Insecta, Diptera, Culicidae. The record is from RefSeq and is a predicted model, not a curated record. Gene Ontology annotation, cellular component: COPI vesicle coat; cytosol. The transcript has 5 exons. The coding region runs from base 332 to 1102 and encodes 256 amino acids. Gene Ontology annotation, biological process: Golgi localization; retrograde vesicle-mediated transport, Golgi to endoplasmic reticulum; endoplasmic reticulum to Golgi vesicle-mediated transport.